GUCCCAAGUCUUUUCGUAGUUGAUCUUUCGUUGGCGGAGAAGACGCUAUCGCGAGUGAGAGUGAAAUUCUACUGACAACUUAAAAUAAGUGCCGAUUAGUGUUUUAUAAACAUAAUUUAAUUUUCAGUUUGUGUUAAAUCAUUUAUAUCGUUCGUAAUGGCUGCUCUCAGUACGACAACGACCUUAUCGUCCGCAUCAGUAAAGCCGGUUGUAAGAUACGAAGGAAAAAGAUACAAAGUCUGCAUCAUCGGCUCUGGCAAUUGGGGAUCCGCCAUUGCUAAAAUUGUGGGACGAAAUGCUGGAGUCAUAGAAGCUUUCGACUCUGAGGUCAUCAUGUAUGUGUAUGAAGAGAUGAUCGAGGGCAAGAAGCUGACAGAGAUCAUCAAUGAGACGCAUGAAAAUGUGAAGUACCUCCCCGGACAUAUCAUACCCUCCAAUGUGAUUGCCGUGCCUGACCCAGCGGAGGCGGUGAAGGACGCAGACAUCCUCAUUUUUGUGGUGCCCCACCAGUUCAUAGGCCACAUCUGCACAGCCAUCGAGGGCAAAAUCAAGCCCACUGCUUUUGGUCUAUCAUUGAUCAAGGGUUUUGACACAGCAAAAGGCGGUGGCCUCGAGCUGAUCUCGCAUAACAUCGCAAAACGACUCCAGAUCCAGAUGGCCGUGCUGAUGGGUGCCAACCUGGCCAAUGAAGUGGCAGAAGAGAAGUUCUGUGAAACCACCAUUGGUGCUGCUGAUCGAAGGGUGGGUGGUAUUCUGAAGGUUCUGAUCGAGACACCUUACUUCCGAGUGGUGGUCGUCGACGAUGCGGACACUGUCGAAAUAUGUGGAGCUCUCAAGAACAUAGUGGCUUGCGGAGCUGGAUUUGUGGACGGAUUGGGGUUGGGAGACAACACUAAAGCCGCUGUGAUCAGGCUGGGGCUUAUGGAGAUGGUCAAGUUUGUCGACGAAUUCUAUCCUGGAUCCAAGUUAGGAACAUUCUUCGAGAGCUGCGGCAUAGCCGACCUGAUCACCACCUGCUACGGCGGCCGCAACCGUCGCAUCUCAGAGGCCUUCGUUCGAACCGGCAAGACAAUACAGCAGCUAGAAAAGGAGAUGUUGAAUGGCCAGAAGCUGCAGGGUCCGUUCACUGCUGCAGAAGUCAACGUUAUGCUCAAAACUAAGGAGAUGGAAAAAAGAUUCCCUCUGUUCACUGCCGUUCACAAGAUCUGUAUCGGGGAGAUCAAGCCUAACAAAUUCCUUGACUGCAUCAAGAGUCACCCUGAGCACAUAAUGAAAGAGGAUAGCUCAAGUGUGGAGGUGAGGAGGUCUACAGCUCCUCAAGCCUGGCCGACGUUGCAGGCAAAGCUCACUCCGGACAGAAGGGCAUUCCACACCAUGAGAUGUGAACACCGCAAAUUCUUUAGUACCUCAGUCUAUUUUGGCAAGCGGAAUUAUCCGAGAGCAGCCCUCACGAGGGUUUAUCCCUCUCGUGGGUUCAGUACAUCGUUACAAAGUCUCCUCCCUGUGGUCCUCAGAGUACUGAAAUGGUAACAAAGCAGGCUGAUCGCAUAUUAGUCGUUCUGCCCCCGUUGGCCCUAACGAAAGCCAAAGGCCAAUCCUAACGCUACAUGACAAUACAGUAUUUUAGUGCAACGAACAGUUUAUCCUUAUUAAGUUUUAACCUCGUGAUAGCCUCCUAUACUGUAGAUUUUAUAGUCAAUCGUAAUUGCCCACAUCAAAAUGUAAAUUUAAAUUUUCCAAUUCAAAACAGAAUUGUUAUAGUAGUAAACAGAUAGUUAUAAGGGUAAAGAAAUCGGUGAAAUGUGUAAAUUACUCUAACCUGUUCCUUAGGUGACAUGCCUUGAAAAUUCAACAAGAUUGAAAGGUUACAUUUUAAUGUUCUUUUUAAGUAUAUUUUUAAUUAAUGUUUUAUUUGUUAAAACUGUUAUAAAAAUAAUGACUGCACAAUAAAGUAGCUGGUAUUUCCUGACUUAUCCAAAUAAAAUCUAAAAUUGAAGUGGUAAAAUCUUGUUAUUUACUUUUACAAAAUUUAAAUACAAAAGGGUAUAAUAGAGGAUAUGUAAUCUGUAUUCAACACUUUUGCGAAUGAUAAUACCGUCAAUUACAUUUUAAGCUAAUUUGGAACCGUCUUAAAUGAAUUUUAAAAGCCAGUGUAUAUUUGAAAUACAUUCCUAUUUUGUUUAAAAAGACAUGAGGUACCAAGUACAAUCUGUCAUAAUAGUGAACAAAAUUUUGGUGCCUUUGAAAGACUAAAGUCUUUAAACAGGUUGUUAGAUUUGAGAUAUAUUUUAUGUUGUUACUUUAUAUACAAUUUUUAUUAUGAAAUUUCUCAUCUGUUAAAUUGUAUUAAUAGAUUUUAAAUUGUGUAUCAUAAGUAAAUAAAUUGUUGUAUUGGA
This is a messenger RNA of Homalodisca vitripennis (glassy-winged sharpshooter), 2396 nucleotides long. RefSeq names its product glycerol-3-phosphate dehydrogenase [NAD(+)], cytoplasmic (gene Gpdh1). Gene Ontology annotation, molecular function: protein homodimerization activity; NAD binding; glycerol-3-phosphate dehydrogenase [NAD(P)+] activity. The coding region runs from base 157 to 1530 and encodes 457 amino acids. NCBI's taxonomy places the organism in Eukaryota, Metazoa, Arthropoda, Insecta, Hemiptera, Cicadellidae. Gene Ontology annotation, cellular component: cytosol; glycerol-3-phosphate dehydrogenase (FAD) complex. The record is from RefSeq and is a predicted model, not a curated record. Gene Ontology annotation, biological process: glycerol-3-phosphate catabolic process; carbohydrate metabolic process. The transcript has 10 exons.